AUGGAAGAUUCAAUGGAAGAUUUCAUUAGAAUAAGCAGAAAUAUCAAAUCUGAAGAGCCCCAAAAAAUAAAGGAAGAGAUUCAGAACACUGUGCAAAGGAAAAAAGAAUGUGAUAUGAGGGCUAUUAAAAUAGUUGAGUUUUCAAUUGAAGGAAAGCUGAGACCAGAAAUAUUCACUAGAUGUCUUCCAUACAUAAACCAGUCACAUUAUCAAGAUAUUGUAGAAGAACGUGCAAUCACUAAACUGUGUGGUUACUCUAUAUGUGGAAAAAAAAUUCCUGAUAUGCCCAAGAAACAAUAUUACAUAUCAACAAAAAGUAAUAAGGUGUUUGAUAUAACUGAAAGAAAGAACUUUUGUAGCAAUUACUGUUACAAAGCUAGCCUGCACAUUAAAAAACAAAUUGAUGACAGUCCUCUGUGGAUGCGUAAACUUGAUGACAUUCCAGAAUAUCAAUUGAUGGACAGUAAUGAAGGUGGAUUACCUGGGGAAUGUGUUGACCAAGGUAUUGCCAGACCAGUAGUGGAACAACCUUUCACUUCAGUAUCAGCAUUUGCUGAAGUUUCAUUGAAUGAUGUGGCUGACAAAGAAGUUGGAGGUGAAAAACACUCAAAGCAAAACAAAAAUAGGGGAUCCCAGAAAAAAAUUUCAAAAUUGGCUAAAACCAUGCAGACUAUAAGUGAACAAGUAGAUGAAGAAUCAAAUUCUUUGAAAGAGAAUAUAGAAAAUACUGAACCUCUUCCUGCUAACCCAGAGGUAUCAAGCUCAAGAACUUUGCCCAUAAUUGUAGAAAAUGUUGAAAUGAGCCUGGAAGAAACUAAGACCAGUACUGAAUCUCCUGUCAAACCACAUUCCAAAAAGCCCAAGAAGAAGAUUUCAAAAUCCACCUCCAGAGUGGAUGCAGAAGCUCUGAUGAAAAAAGUCAUCAAAGAUUGGCUGUCUUUAGAAACAUACAUUUUUUUGUUUGGGGAAUCAAAAAUCAAACAGAUCCUGAAUGAGAAGAAAUUAAGUGAUGUUUUUGAUGAACUCAAUAUUGGGGAAUUACAGAGAGACCAACAAACCAGAUACAUGGAUAUUUGUAAAAGACUGCACCUGCAAGAGAUGGCAGAUGAAAAAUUUGACCAAGCUAUCAUAGGGAACUCAAAUUUAAAGCCACCUCCAGACUUCAAGAGAUUGAAGGAAGACAGCAAAGACUUGAAUAUAAAAGUGAAAUGCUUUUACAGUGGUAUGCUGCAUGAAAAAGAAGAUAAGAAUUUCCCAACAAAAAUUAAUAAGGUGGAUCCCAAUGAUAAAGGUGGGGAGGAACUUGCUGCAGUAUUGCCUUUAGUGGAUGUCAAUUCUCAGAAAGCAAUGAGAAGAAAGAUAUUCUUGAAUGCAAUUAACAAAUCGAUGCACCAGUUACUUCAGGCAUUGCGGAUCCGAUCUUUCACAUGCAUUCUCUCGGAUUUGCAGCAUUUGGUAAAAACUUUCAGGCUGAAAGCAGACAAUAUUGUGUUCAAGCCAGCAUUGUGGAACCACAUAGCUGUAGUAUUGCUUUAUAUAUUGUCUAUAAAAGAUCCGAAUAUCAAGAACAUUCUAGAUGAGGCGUCAUCUCAAGAGUAUAUAAAACUCCAGUUGUCUACAUUACCCAGCAAAGAGACUUUUGUUAGUGAUAUAAUUAUGGAUGUUCAGAACAUUGAAAUGUUCGUGGAACAGUUCAUUUCCUUUAAUUGA
Phaedon cochleariae (mustard beetle) is the source of this 1710-nucleotide messenger RNA. The record is from the annotation of a GenBank genome assembly. Lineage: Eukaryota; Metazoa; Arthropoda; Insecta; Coleoptera; Chrysomelidae.